AUGUUAUUAACUAAUUUUAAAUAUUUUGCAAACUUGAACACCAAAAAUACAGUCCAAGUUUUAUUUCGUAAUUUAAGCAAGGCUGCUUCUCAACAAAAAACCUCUCAACAUUAUAUUAAAAAAGAAGCAAAAUAUGGUGCUCACAAUUACAAACCUAUACCUGUCGUUAUUUCUCAUGGAAAAGGUUGUAAUGUUUGGGAUGUUGACGGCAAAAGUUAUUAUGACUGUUUAAGUGGAUAUUCCGCUUUGAAUCAAGGCCAUUGCCAUCCUCGACUAGUUAAAGUUAUGCAAGACCAAUGCCAAUUGUUGACUUUAACUUCACGCGCAUUUUAUACAAAUGCUUUGGGGGAAUAUGCAGAAUACUUGACUAAAUUAUUUGGAUAUCAGAAAAUGAUGCCUAUGAAUUCUGGUAAAAAUAUAGUCGUCGGACCGCAUUAUAAGAUAUCCCCAGAAUUAGAUAACCUUCGAUUUAGGGCACCUAUUAUUUUUUAA
Meloidogyne enterolobii is the source of this 492-nucleotide messenger RNA. The record is from the annotation of a GenBank genome assembly. Lineage: Eukaryota; Metazoa; Nematoda; Chromadorea; Rhabditida; Meloidogynidae.